Mesorhabditis belari is the source of this 2007-nucleotide messenger RNA. The record is from the annotation of a GenBank genome assembly. Lineage: Eukaryota; Metazoa; Nematoda; Chromadorea; Rhabditida; Rhabditidae.
AUGAACAACGACGUUUUUCUGGAGGUGCGAAAUGAUUUGUGCUUUGAGCCGAGAGGAAUCUAUGGAAUGGCCGCGAAUCAACAAGGGAAAUUGGCGGUCAUCAAAAAGGUCGAUAAACAGACUACAACAGAUCCACGAGCUCCAGCACCUGAUGCUGACGCGGUAAUCGAGCAAUACAAUGUGCUAGGGCAAGGCGCGGCUUUAUUGGAAAUGGUCCACUCACCGGCCAAUGGAUCUAUCGAAUGCGUUGCUUGGGUGGGCGAAUAUCUCAUCGCUGGCCACAUCUCCGGCUCAGUCUCGAUCAUUCAUCCACACGCGACCGAGAUCAAAACGGCUCAACUCUGUCCGUGUCCACUCUGGGCGGUGUGCGCGAUCGAUUCGACGAAAUGCGUCUUUACCUCUCAUUCAGCUCAAGUGAUUAUCUACGAUGUGCAACAAAAUGAGACUGUCUUUCGACGAAAUCUGGGGAUCGAUCAGCGUUUAUUUAGUGUUGCGGCUUUAAAGAAUUUGAUUGCUGUUGGUGCAACAGGAGCAGUUUUCAUCUUGGACGAGAUGGGGCAGACGCUUUUUGAGCUUCAGGUUGAACGUGCCGAUCGUCAACUACCAACGAUUGUUUGGAGUGUUGCACUUGUGGAGACAAAGAGUGGAAUCUCGGCAAUCACAGGCGACUCGCGUGGUACCCUCAGCUUUUUCGACGCAAAAAGUGGAGCAUUGCAAAAGACAAUCCAUUCUCAUCAGGCCGACAUUUUGAUUGUUCGCCAGGCGUUCAGCAAGAAUCUCAAGAAUGCACAGAUUAUGGCCGCCGGUGUUGAUCCACGAAUAGUCGUUGUGGAAAAUAAGACGGGCUCAAACUGGGAAACGGUGUCGAUGAUCACCGGAGCGCAAAGCGAUUUACGAGCUCUUGCUUUUUACAAUGAAAGGCUGUUCGCCGGUGGUGCUGACAGCUCCCUCUACGAAGUACCAAAGUUCUACGAGCGGCGACGAAUGGUUCUACAAGAUUUGCCAAUUGAUUAUUCGACAUCGAUUCUUACGGGCGGUCGUUUCUCGGUGGUGCGCGGGUCGAAUCAUUUGGACAUGUGGACAUCCGGAGUUACUACUGAACAAGAAGAUGCUGAUGGCGCUUUACAAUUGAAGCAACAACCAAAACUUUUGGCAAGAAUCUACACACAAGGAACGCAAAUUGUCACCGCUUGUGCUCUUUCGGAGAAUGGAAAAAUAUUGUGCGUAUCGACUUGUGAGAGCACAAGUGCCUAUGAAUUGAAACUCUCGAAGAUGGUUCCUGUUAGAAGGCUUCCAUUUAGAGGAGUCCCAUCAACGGCUAUUGGGAUUUUGGACAAGAAAAUCUUGCUCUGCCAUGACAACUUUGGCAUUCGUCAGUACGCGUUAAAAGGAGGCGAUCAAGAGGAAGAAGGGAAACAGAUCAUAGAACAAUAUGGAUGUGCCGCCGUGUCUCGGAUAGCAACACUUGCGAAUUUCUCGAAAGUCGCCGUGUUGACCACUCGUGCACAAAUUUUCGUCAUUGAUCUCAACAAGGGGACGUCAAAUUUGUUGCCAAAGAUGGAAAAUUGUGUGCCAACAUCGCUGGUGCUUUCCUCUCCAAACAUUCUCACCGUUCUCUCUACGGGCAUCGAUUCCUCGAAUGCAAAAGUGAUUUCGCAGUAUUCUUUGGAUGCGGCGCCAAAGUUCACUCAACUUUUUAAUUUUUCCGCUCUCUAUCCAUCGCCCGGAGUAAAACCGAUUUUGACCAGCUUGUCGAGCUCCGGUGGUUCGCAUGUGAGUUUGAUCGAUACAAAUGGAACUUUGAUUGUAUUAAAUGAGAAAUCGGUACCACUGACGACAAGCUGGAAGCAAGCCAUAGAACAUGAAGAAACACUAGGAUGGGCGAUAGGAUGGAGAAAAGUCAAGGAUUCAAAAGAAAAAGAUGAACACAGUGUCCUCUCGGUCAUUUCAAUCCCUCGCCCGGCACCCACUCAAGCACCAUUUAAACUGAAGAAAUUCGGGCAAAAC